Molecule: messenger RNA, 585 nt
Organism: Eremothecium gossypii ATCC 10895
Lineage: Eukaryota; Fungi; Ascomycota; Saccharomycetes; Saccharomycetales; Saccharomycetaceae
Product: ADL397C-Bp
Exons: 1
Coding region: 1-585 (194 amino acids)
Source: RefSeq, marked provisional
AUGAGUUCUGCCUAUUGGCACUCAAUAGCAACAAUGAAGUCGAUUUUUUCAUUAGUUACAUGUUUUUUGGCACUAGUUACUUCGGCUUUCGCGCAAGCGUCGCAGGAGGAACAACAAGCAGCAGUGCAACUCAGGAAAUUAAUUAAAGACGAAAGUUCUUUCCAGUUGACAACAAUCAAUCAAAACGGUACUCCAUAUGGUAUUAGAAUGUACUAUAUUUCUCCCGACAGAUGUGAGGGAGUAGAGCAUGACGGCCAGCCCAUUUUUUUGAUGGUCGACACGACACUACAACAAGUAAACGCUAAAAACAAUAACAACGUGUCUUUCUCAGUUGCGUCUAUAUCGAUUGAAGACCCCAUGAAAGCACCUCGUGCAAACUUCGCGGGUGAGCUCGAAGUACUCCAGCCCAUUCCAGCCUUGCAGAAGUGCUUUGCAGACGUGCAUCCUGAUGCUAAACCUUGGAUACCUAGCGGCCCUAGCCCCGUAAAGUUCUACCGCUUUAAAAUCAAGUCAAUAUAUUAUGUCGCUGCGAAAGCUGGGUAUAAUGGAUACAUUGAUCCAGCGCUAUAUGCCAAUGCUAACUAA